This is a messenger RNA of Heterocephalus glaber (naked mole-rat), 3343 nucleotides long. The record is from RefSeq and is a predicted model, not a curated record. NCBI's taxonomy places the organism in Eukaryota, Metazoa, Chordata, Mammalia, Rodentia, Bathyergidae.
CUGAGGCGGGCGGCACCCGCUCAGAGCCAGUCGAGUUUGGGGUCCCUGGCCCUCGCGCCGGGGCGGAGGACGGGAGAACCGAGGCUGUGGCGGAGAUGCCCAGCACGCACGGCUGGAGAGCGUGAGGCUGCGGUCGUCAGUGCCGAAGUCCGAGCGGGUGAAUGAACGCGAGCCCGCGAGUGCGCGUUUACCUGGGGUGCGGUGUGCGUGGAAGCCGGCGAGCACUGGCAUCUCCCACGCCGAGGAACUGCGCGCACGACUGUGCGUUUCCCCUGACGCGCGUGGGAAUGUGUGGCUCGGGGUGCGCGUGAUGGGCCCACGCCGUGGGGUGGGCGCCCACCGUCCGACUCCAGUGGAAAAGUUUUGCGGGUCGCCGGUGAGCGGCGGCGGAUCCGCGCCCAGGACCUAUGAGUGCGCGCAGCCCGGCCUGGAGCGCCGUGGAGUGGACAGCCAGAGAAACCCCGCUCUGGGGAUCCUGUCGCCGCCGGUUCCCUGCCGCUCUAGGGGACGCCGGGCAGGCUCUCUCCCCUCAAGGCCUCAGUUUCGCCAUUCGUCCAAAGAGGGCUGGUCUCCGAGGAGGUGGAUUCGGGCGGGAGGCGGGAACCGAGCCGGCGUCGCUCAGAGCUGAGAACAGGGCGUGUGCGUGGGGCCAGGAGCCUGGCGCGACCCCCAGCCGUGCGCCCCGCCCCGGCGCCAUGCACUGCGAGGUGGCCGAGGCGCUUUCGGACAAGAGGCCCAAGGAGGCCCCAGCUGCGCCCGGCCCCGGCCGCGGGCCCGCCGGCCUCAGCGCGCACAUGGCCUUCAGGGUCACCGCGAGUGGCGGCGGCUGUGGGGACGGGGGCCCUCGGGACCUGCACCCUCGGCUGCCCGUGCCACCGCUGCGCGCCCACGACCACCUCCGGCCCCGGAGUCCGCGAGACUACAGCCAGUCCAAGGCUGCCGCCGCCGCAGCAGCCGGGAAGGUGAACGGGAGCUACGGCCACUGCACCCCCGGGUCGGAAAAGGGCCUGCUGGACCUGGACCUUGCUGAGGGCCCCGGCCUGUUUCUCCCUGUGGGAACCCCACCACCCCGGGGCCACACCCCUGCCUGCGAGAGGCUGCUGCAUCUCCCCCCCCCUCACAGGUCACCCAGGCCCCAGGCCGCCUAUGUGAAUGGCAGCCUGCCAGCCACACAGCACAUCAAGCAGGAGUCCCUGCCCGACUACCAGGCCAUGGCCGAAGCCCACACUCCCCUGUCAACCCACUGCCGCGCCCCGCCAGCCACAGGCCUGCACACAGCGCUGGACCUCCCAGGCCGAGGCCUUGCCAACCCUGCCCCUUCCUGCUACCUUCUGGGCAGCGAGCCUAGCCCAGGCCUGGGCCCCCAGCCUGAAGCCCACCUGCCCGAGGGCAGCCUGAAGCGCUGCUGCCUCUUGGGCCUGCCUCCUGUCUCCUCAGCCUCCUCCUCACCUUGUGGCUCCUCCGAUGUCACCCCUAUCAUCCACUCCUCCCAGACGGCUCUAGUCUCCUGUGUAAAUGGACUCCAGAGCCCCCCUCUGCCGGGAGAUGUCGGGGGCCCUCCUAAGCAGUCCCGGCACGGCCCUGUGCCCACUGAGAGCCAGGAGGGCAGCAUGCAGCUGGAAGAGUGCCAGAAGACGGGCUUCCUGAAGCAGGAGCCUUCGGACGAAUUCUCAGAGCUCUUUGGGACUCACCAGCAGGGCCUGCCACCCCCCUACCCCCUGCCUCAGUUGCCAGCUGGCCUGGGUCUGGCAGGUCUGGGGCUGGGCCUGGCGGGCAGGCUGGUGGCUGGGCGGCAGGCAUGCCGCUGGGUGGACUGCUGUGCAGCAUACGAGCAACAGGAGGAGCUGGUGCGGCACAUUGAGAAGAGCCACAUAGACCAGCGCAAGGGCGAGGACUUCACCUGCUUCUGGGCCGGAUGUGUGCGCCGCUACAAGCCCUUCAAUGCCCGCUACAAGCUGCUCAUCCACAUGAGGGUGCACUCGGGUGAGAAGCCCAACAAGUGCAUGUUUGAAGGCUGCAGCAAAGCCUUCUCGAGGCUGGAGAACCUCAAGAUCCAUCUGAGGAGCCACACGGGUGAGAAGCCAUACCUGUGCCAGCACCCGGGCUGCCAGAAGGCCUUCAGCAACUCCAGUGACCGCGCCAAGCACCAGCGCACCCACCUGGACACGAAGCCGUAUGCUUGCCAGAUCCCUGGGUGCUCCAAGCGCUACACGGACCCCAGCUCCCUCCGCAAACACGUGAAGGCCCACUCAGCCAAAGAGCAGCAGGUGCGUAAGAAGUUGCAUGCCAGCCCUGACACCGAGGCUGACGUCCUGACGGAGUGUCUGGCCCUGCAGCAGCUCCAUGCAUCUGCACAGCUGGCUGGUGGUGAUGGGAAGGGUGGACACCUGGGCCAGGAGCUGCUCCCAGGUGUGUACCCAGGCUCCGUCACCCCCCAUAACGGGCUCUCCUCAGGCCUCCUGCUCCCUGCCCAGGAUGUCCCCUCCCGGCACCACCCACUGGACAACGCUGCCGGUCCCCAGCACCAUUUGUCCCCUCUGCCUGCGGCCGAGGGCAGCAGGGAUGGGUUGGGGCCCGGCCUCCUCUCUCCCAUGCUCAGCCCGCUGAAGGGGCUCGGGCCACCACCGCUGCCACCGUCCUCCCAGAGCCAGCCUCCAGGGACCCAGCCCUUCUCUGCGCUGCCCAGCAAGCCGCCCUACACCCCCUUCCAGAGCCCCCCACCCCCACCACUGCCCGGCCCACAAGGCUACCAGGGCAGCUUCCACUCCAUCCAGAGCUGCUUCCCCUACAGCAACUGCUUCCGGAGUGGUGAGCCAGCAGCCAGCGGGGACGGGCUGGCCGGGGAGGCCCCCGGCUUCACCCAGCUGCGGCCCAAUGGCUACCCCAGCCUCAGCGCACCUUUACCUGCCUCAGGCUACGAGGCCCCGUGCCCCACAGCGCUACCCCCACAGUCAUCUGAAGAUGUGGCGUCCGGUGGCCCUGAGGACUGCAGCUUCUUCUCCAAUGGCGCCUUUGACCACUGUCUGAGUCACAUCCCCUGCAUCUACACAGACACCUGAAGGAGGGCAGGCCCUGCCGGCCGGCUCACAGAUCUACGUCACCACUUGGCAUGGCUCCCCCGUUGCCACACGAGGCUGGGCUGCCACACGGGGCUGAGCUCAGAGGUGCCCGCCAGGGACCAGGACUGUGUGACAGGCCCUUGGUUGUGUCUUCCUGUUUCUCUUGCCUACGGUUUUGAAAUCACAGACCUCGUGUAUAUAAAAUGUAUGGAACUCGUUUCUCAUUCCCUUGCCAGUUUUAUAUUUUUGUUUUACAAGAGAAACAUUAAAAACUGGAAACAAGA